AUGGCCGCGGAGGAGCAGACUCUUUCACGCCAAGUUCUGGCAUGGUCUUUGGACAACAUAAACAACGAAAGCUUGCUCGUCAAUCAGGUUGACAAAAUCCCCUUGGAGUUCCCGGCUUUGAAAAACUAUCUGAGUGUAUUCCGACCUCUUCUACUUGAAGAGACCCGCGCCGCCUUGCAGCAAAGUCUUGAGAUGAUCAACGAGUUGCCUUGCGUUCUUGUCGAGAUGGGCAAGGAAGUCCCUGUUCGGGAUGGCGAUGACAAGAUCAGAAGGUUUAAGAUGCAAGUUUCGAAAGACAUACUAAAGCCGAAGGAUUUGGUUCUCCUGACAACAGCAGAGCCAGACUGCCUGACGAUUCUGCGAGAUAGUGGCGAGUUUUAUACUCUUGGUCUUAUUAUCGCUGGCGACGACAUGGACAGUGACGAGCUCAAAGUCGACGUAUACGCUCCUAUCGACAGUUCCGAGUACGACCCCUUCCUUGAAACCAAUCGACCGUGGUAUGCUGUCUACUUGAGCUCCCUCGCCACUGGAAUGCGAGUUUGGGAGUCUCUGAAACGUCCUUCUCUGGCUCUAGCAUCUCAAUAUCCUAUAUUUCAAGAAGUUCUUCAAGCAAACUCGGGUGAACCGGAGAUAUAUGACGUUGAAGGUAUGACAAGCUCCGAGAUUAGUUGCGCAAGGUGGUUUAAGCUCAACGAUUCUCAAAUGGAAGCUGUCUCGAGGACUGUUAUCGCUCUGAAGAGGGAACAGAAGCCUUAUGUCAGACUGAUCCAAGGACCGCCCGGAACAGGAAAGACAUCGAUGCUUAUGGCUCUGAUCUCUGUGCUUGCCGGCUCCAGCAAGCGCAUACUUAUGUCUGCUCCGACAAAUGCCGCCAUAACUGAGGUUGUGGUGAGGCUUUUUACGUCGAUAACAAAGCAGCCCUCUCCUUUUAUCGGGUGUACAAGGACCGUAUGUCCUCGUGACGUCGUGUUGGUGGGCAACAAAGAAAAUCUUGAAGUGGAUGACAACGAGAUCCUUGACGCUGUUUUCCUUCAGAGCAGAGAAGAACGAUUAGCGACUGUCCUCGCUACUGCUUGCGGGUGGCAACAGAAAGUUCUUUCUGUCGUGGACUUUUUGGAGAAUGCAGAAGAACGCUAUAGGCAGUAUAAGCAGGAUAAGAAGCCCGACGAGCCUGCCGAGAGCUUCCUGGACUUCUCCAGGGAGAGAAUGACGUUUCUUGGGGAUCAGAUGCUGAGUAGCAUUGACUUAGUGUGCAACGAUCUGCCGUCCACCUUUCUCAAGUCUACUGAUAUCCUUGGAGCCAGACACCACGUCACCGAGAUCAAUGCAGCCUUUGGACGAUUUCGCGAAGACUCUGAAGUUCUGAACUACGUCAGUUCUACUUCAGGGGCCGCAGCAGCUCUUCUGAACCUGUUGAAGACAAACAUGGAUUUUGUGACGUACCCGCCUGGUAAAAUUCCUACUGGUGAAGAACUUCUGCGGCACGCGUCUGUAGUCUGCUGCACGGUCUCCUCUGCAGGCACGAGAAUUGUGCAGAAUACCUCUCGACAUUUUUAUACAGCGGUUAUCGAUGAAGCGGGCCAGCUUGUGGAAGCAGAGACAGCAAUUGUGAUGGGUCUACAAAACUUGAAGCAGCUGGUAUUAGUUGGGGAUCACAAACAAUUACCAGCGACUGUUAUAAGCAAGAUUGCUCAGGACUACAGCUAUGGCAGAAGUCUUUUUGAGAGGCUGCAGCUCCUCGGACAUCCUAGUAUAAUGCUCAACGUUCAGUACCGUAUGCAUCCUUCUAUCAGUCAGUUUCCAAAUUUCCAGUUCUAUGAAGGUGCAAUCUGCGACGGGCCAAAUGUUGUGGAUGACUUCUAUGGCCAGUUAUCACAAUCGCAGCUCUUUGGUCCUUACACAUUUUUAAACGUGCACGGUGUUGAAACGAAAGACGAAAAGCACAGCAAGAGCAAUGCUGUGGAAGUACUUGUUGUGAUGCACCUCCUCAAGAUGCUUCACCAAUCAGGCGAAAAAUUACAAGUAGGCAUAAUAUCUCCAUACGCUGCUCAGGUGAAGGCCAUCAACGAUCGGCUUAAGUCCUGGGACCAUGGAAGUUUAAGUAUCAAUUGUCGUUCUGUCGAUGGAUUUCAAGGACGCGAAAAAGAUGUUAUUAUCUUGUCCACCGUUCGGUCAAAUGUUGGUGGUUACCUGGGUUUUCUCGAAGAUCAUCGACGAUUGAACGUUGCAAUAACUCGUGCAAGGCACGUCCUUUGUAUUGUUGGUAACGCCAACACUUUGGAAUCCAGUGACGGUGUUUGGAGACAGCUUCUCAACGAUGCGCGGCAUAGGAAAUGUUAUAGAGAAGCUUCACAGGAUUCUACCGUAAAGAGAACUAUUCAAAGAGCUAUGGCGGAAAUUCAUCAGCUGGAGUCUCUCGUGGAUCCCCGGUCAGAUUUUUUUAGCAAUAACGUUUGGAAGGUGUUUUUCAGCAAAGAGUUCAAAGCCAGUUUCACGUCCAUCUCGUCGGGAUCGACAAAGUUGCAUGUGCUAAAUGCCAUUCUCAACCUUGCCAAUGGACGUCGUCCGAGACACGCGUUUACGGCCCCCGUUCCCACGAAGCGAAACUACGUUCAGUUCCAUCUUACGAUGGAAAUGUAUCUAGUUUGGACGGUUGACUUGGACGCUGAUUGCACAGUUCAAGUCCUAAAGUUCUGGGAUGUUCUAAAGCUUGACGGCCUUCCUAGGAUUGUCAGCCGUCUUGAGAACCUGUGUGCUACAUACUCGGGCCCUUAUUUAAGACGAUCGAGCGAACGCCUUACGGACGGGUACAUAUGUCCCAACUUCUCAAUAUUGAAGGGACUCACACUAUCUUUUUGUAGGAAGGUGGCCGUGCCUGCUAGAUGGAGCUCUGGAGCUGAAAUAGAGCGGCAUAAGUCCUUGAAAGAGAUUGCAAGCUCUGAGGCGAACGGGGAGACCACGACUGGCGAGAACUCAAGCGUGUCAGAAAGCUUACUGUUGAUGAAGUUUUAUUCUCUAUCAACAGGUAUUGCUAGACAGCUCUUAACAGCCACCGACGGUAGCCAAAUCGAUCCUCCAUUCGAGGUAACAGAUCAAGAAUCUCAAGUUGUUAAGUUCCCCUGGAGUUCCUUCGUCGUCGGAAGGUCGGGGACAGGAAAGACAACAGUUAUAACCAUGAAGCUGCUUAACCGAGAGCAACAGUUUCGUCUAUCUCAUGGGCUCGCUGAAGGUGAAUCUCCGGGUCAAACUGUACGAAACAACGCUGUCAACAAAGAUGACAUGUAUGAGAGAGAAGGCUUAAUGCUGGACGAGGAAGCAGAAGAAAAGUUGUUCAGCGACAUACCUGACAGUUUCGUCGACAUAUCCCCGCAAGCAUUGCCUCUCGUCAUCACGUAUCGAAAGUUUUUAACCAUGCUCGAUGGCAGCGUUCCGAGACCUUUUAUCGCCAGGAGGGACAUGGAGACAGCGCAAGGAACUUUUAUUAGAGUUGAAGAUUGCGACGACAGCGAUCGCUUCGAUACAAAUGACGACAUUGAUAUCUCUUAUGAAGCUCCGAAGACAUCUCAACGGAUUCAGCGCAGAAAAGAGGUGGAUUUUGAUUGCUUUGCCGCAAGCUAUUGGCCGCAUUUGAACUCUAGCUUCACCAAAAUGUUCGAUGCCUCAGUCGUCUUCACCGAGAUCAUGUCAUCGAUUAAAGGAAGGCCUGAAUCUCUACGAAGCCAUAAAGGACGGCUAUCUCGAAAUGACUACGUUUAUAUGUCUUCUUAUACUUUGGACCAGAGCCAACGAGAAAAUAUAUAUGAGCUUUUUCUACAAUACGAGAAGCUAAAGUCACAGCGAGACGAGUAUGAUAUAUUGGAUCACGUCAGAUAUCUAUAUCGACAGAUCGAGGGUGGGGAACCGUUAGGACCGAAGUUUCAGUUUAUAUACGUCGACGAGGUCCAAGACCUCACUCUGGCUCAGAUCAGUCUUCUCAAGUUCGUUUCUGACAACGUUGCAGAAGGAUUUGUUUUUGCUGGAGACACGGCACAAACAAUCGCUAAAGGCGUAAACUUUCGCUUCGAGGAUAUCAGGAGUUUGUUUUACAAGGAGUUUUUGGAAAUUGACGACAGGAGGCAGAUCACGAAAGAUGGGAAGUUGCGGAAGCAGGCACUAUGUAAUAUCCAUCAGCUGACGCAGAAUUUUAGAACUCACAAAGGGAUUGUCGACCUCGCGGACAGCAUUAUGCAGUUGCUGUUGUUCUUCUUUCCGGAAACAGUUGACAAGUUGGAACCGGAGCGGAGUUUGAUAUGUGGUGAGAAGCCCGUUGUUGUGAAGUCCGAUGAGAAUUACAACCUCAUCACCUGCCUAUUUGAUCGCAGUGGAAGGUUUGGACGGGAGUCCGACUUUGGAGCCGAGCAGUCGAACUUCGGCUCUAAGUGGAGAACUCUGUACACCUAUCUCGACGAGACAAGUCUUGUGAACUGCUGCUGUCAGGGAUAUCCCAAGUUCGAGAAAAGACUUCACAACAUUCUGUGUAACGAACUGAAGCAGCUAUAUGUGGCUAUUACAAGGUCCAAGCAGCGUCUUUGGAUAUAUGACGAGGACUUUACUUUCCAGCAGCCCAUGCUAGACUACUGGAUCACGAAAAACUUGAUGUUCAACGACCGCCAGUAUGAUAUGGCUGUCUUGUGCUACCAACGAGCUCAUGAUUCGUAUAGAGCUCAGUGGGCACAAGCUGCUCUGCACCAGCAAAAUGGGGAGAAGAAUCUCGUCUGGAAUCCCACCAUAGCGACUCAGCAGCUACAAGACGCAGUGAACCUUUAUGAGAGAAUUGCGAAGUUCGAAGCUGCGGCAAGAUGUGUAUUGUACAGGGACAAGUGCAAUCCGUCGCGCUGGGAAAACGCUGCUCAAUGUUUUGAACAAGCAAAGAUUUAUGAUGAAGCAGCAGAAGCAUAUGCCAUGGUAGAAGAUUUUCAGAGUUGCUUAUCCGCAUGCCUGGCUGGAAAGCUGUUUGAGAAGGGGCUGAACUUUAUCCGGGACCGAGAACAGCAAGAUGCUUCAUUCCUCAGCAAUAAGUACGUGGUGAAUCUCUUGAAGACCUCGGCGGAGCACUAUCACAGAAAGAAGGACGUUGACAGGAUGAUGAAAUUUGUUCACGCGUUUCCGGGCAUUUCCAUGAAGCGGGACUUUUUGAAGAGGCGUGACUAUCUGGAGCAGCUUAUGCAAGUGGAGUUCUUCUACAUGAACUACGAAGAAGCUUCUCAGGUAGCCGAAGCGAAAGGAGAUCUUAUAGCCGCUGCAAAGUUCCUAGAACUAGCUGGACAUCGAGCCGAAGGAGCUAGAAAAAUCAUCAAACACAUGCAGCUGAAACUUCUAUGGGCGAACAACAACCUGGGGUGGCCUUUGAGGCCUUUGGAAGAUGAAAAGCUCGUCACUGAGGCUCACAGAAUGGCAAAAGGGGAUCCUCGAGCAGAAAUCCAGCUUCGAGUCCUAAGAGAUGACGACGACCUCUCGCUGUCAGAUGUUUUCGAGAACUGGAAGCUGGCGAAAGACGACCCGACUAUAAACAUCAUAGUGCUGCGUCAGCUCUUGGAGAAAGGUCUAGAGUUGGCUAAAGGUUCGACUUCGCUCGGGCUUCUUACUCUACAGGUUUUGGACAGGCCGUUGAGAACAGCUAGUGACAUGACCAACACUCUGCAGUUUGUGGUCGCUGUUUGGAACACUUGGUUCCAGAAGAUAAGCUCGCUGCUGAAGGCACUGGCAAAGAUCGAGAAAAUUAUUCCGCAAGGCGACGCACUUCUGGAUUCUUGCUUGGAAUUUAUGGGCGUUACUCGGCACCAUCUUCCCGGGCUGUGCAUAGUGGAGGACAGCAUGGUUGACUGGCUGAAACGGGGUGGAGACUGGACCGUCGGCAGUGGAAAGGCACAGCUGAAAACGGAAAAGUUUCUGUCUCUAGCAACAGAUUUUUGGCGGGGUCAGCUAGAGUCGACGAGCGCAAUCUUCUGUGAAGUGCUGGAAAGCCACGCAGGCAAUGCUGGUGGAGCCGAGAGCUGCCUGUCAGUGUUGAAGAUUAUGGACGUGGUCAGUAGCUUGGGGAAGUCCGAAACUCACGAAAGAAGACUUCGAAGUCUCAGGAUGGAGCUUUUCCGGUGUUUAUUCGUACGCCGAGGGAAUACUCCCGUUAGCUUACGGGACCAUCCCAAAGUUACUCCUCACCUGGACGCGCUUGCCAGAGACAUUACAGCAGCGAGUGAUUCGGUCGAAGAAACAGUUAUGCUACAGAUUCUGGGACCUUAUUUGAGGAAUGGUCCCGGGCAGGAUUUUAUUGCCAACGAGUACUGCUACCACUUUGCGAUGCCGAUAAGCCAGUGUGCUCAAGGGCUGCACGACAUCUUUAGCAUGGAAGGCUUCCAGCAUUAUAUCACUCCGUCGAUGUUCAUCUACAUGCUGGAGCGAAUACUUGUUUCUAGCACUGCGUGCUUAUCACACAUCGUGGAGGCAACGCUCCCGGAAAGCCUGGCUAUGGAGUUUAUGACGGGGUCUACGCAGGAAAUUCUGUACACGCGGAUGUUGAGGAUGGGCUGCUCCGUGGAUAAAUUUUGCAAGAGUGUUGGGACAAACUCUCUGGAAGUCAUUCAGAAGAUUUGCAGUUCUCUGCUACUCGGAUACCGCCUGGACAAGUGGUUGCUCGAUAUCCCAAAGUCAGAGGUAGUCUUUCGGAUUAUUCGAGUGCUCUUAACCAUUUUCAUGGAGUUUGAGAACCAGGCAGUGAACAGCCACAUAUUCCGAGAUCUGAGGAGCUUGGUGACCCGGCAGUCUUCUGCGCUGGACCAUCUUCUUCCGAGCUUGAGGCAGGGGCUGCAGUGCCUCUUCGAGACAGGUGCAAACUACAAUCACUUCCGGAUACUCUUCUGCCGGUUCAUGAUUGAAUGCGGCGAUCAGUUUCUGCUUCUGAGGCGGAGAGACAAAUUCAGGCAUGGAUUUAAGUCUCGGUUCCAGACUUAUGUCAAUGUGGAGCCGGAGCCGUGGAAGUUCAGCCUGGCAUCACUGCAGCAGCCGGAUGAUUUGAUGCUGCAAACUGUGGAUGCUGAGGAGGAGGAAGUUGAUGAAACAACGGAGCUGAAACCUUCCGAGGUCGAGCUGACAUUCGAGUGUCCGGAGCCAGAGAUGACGGCUCCCGCAAAAGAAGAAGCAUUGUCUCCAUGGUACCUGAAAGUUGGCGAUUCGAAGCUCGGGUUUUUCGUGGUCUGGAGGCUGCUGAAAAAGCUGCAAGUUGCCAGAGAGAACUUGGUCCAGGAUGACGAGUAUGUCCGGGAAGCCAAAAACGCGUUUAGCACUAUGGCUUGUAAAGACGACGGCUACGCGGACUUGGUGAGUUUCGUGCUGGACAUGGCUUCCGCGAUUGAGAUUCUGAAAGGCCGAACCUUUGCCGGUCAGGAUGGGCAACUCAAGGCCGAUCGAGACGACCUCGUGGAGAAGAUGAACGACUUCAAGUGCGAAUGCGAGGCUUUGUUGGAGCUUAUGGAUCCUAGGCAUGCCGACCAUCAGAAGCAGGACUUGGAUUGGCUACUUCUAUCUGUCACAAAUCCAGCAACAGAGAAACUAAGUUAUGGCAGAUCCAAAUUCAACCAUCGCCUUAAAGACGUGCUCGGUGAUGCUCUCCAGCGCAAAGAAACUAUCUCCAAUGAGCCAGCAAAGCCUUGCUCGUCCGCUACUAAGCCCGCGCCUAAGAAAUCAAACAAGAAGAAAAAGUCCGGGAAGAAAGGGGGAAGAAAGAAGCAGUGA
Selaginella moellendorffii is the source of this 7767-nucleotide messenger RNA. RefSeq lists its product as uncharacterized. Lineage: Eukaryota; Viridiplantae; Streptophyta; Lycopodiopsida; Selaginellales; Selaginellaceae. The record is from RefSeq and is a predicted model, not a curated record. The transcript is spliced from 13 exons. Gene Ontology annotation, molecular function: ATP binding; helicase activity. The coding region runs from base 1 to 7767 and encodes 2588 amino acids.